AUGCCCUACUUGAACCCAAAUCGUAAGAAAUUCACGCGCCCAGAAAACCGUGACAGCCUAUUGAUUUUGGAACAAUACAAUACGAAUAUGAAUCCUGUGGCUGCAAUGAAGAACACUCAGAAGCUGACUAGUGAAUCAACGGAAGAUCAGCAAGACCACCGUCAUCUUUUUCAGCUCUACACCAAUUUGGAACACAACGAUUAUUCUUCACCCCCUCCAGCCAAACGUGAAAGACGUUUUACUUCACGAACGAAAAAACACGAGUCGAACGCCACAGUGACAAAACUUACGGCGAAUGUGGUGUCCGAAGUUGAUAUGAAAGGAGUUCCGCGUAGCUCCUGCCAUUCAUGUGACUCAUUUGGCUUUCCCGCAGUAGAUACACAGCGAUUAGCAGCAAACAUCCCUCAGUUUCACUGUACGGACCGUGAAAUGUAUAUGCCAUACACGAAGUUAAAACUAGCCUCAGGAUGGAUGGAUAGAAAAAGUGUAUUUCCCUUCGUGGCACAGGAUGAAUCGACAGAUUUCGGCGCAUCUUCCGAUCCAUGGUUGACACUGGGAUAUGCGGCAAACAUGAGUUAUAAUAAUCCUACAAAUUUGAGUACAACCGAUCACUGCUUUCCAAUGACUUUGGCCUAUAUGAGUUCAGAUUACGUGAACGCAUCCCCCACUCCCUGUGGCGAAACUCAUAUAUUUGGCCACAAGCCUCCAGAGCAACCUGCUGGUGAUCUCUCCAUCAUCAGGAACUCAGAUAAGGCGCACCCACGAGCCCAGGUCAUCAGUCUAGAGAAUCCCACUUUUCAGAGCCAUAUGGGCCACACAGAGAACCAGCAUAUAGUAGGCAGGUGUCAACACCAAGAUAUCCACACCCCUCUACCAAUCAGCUUCACUCAACCAUGA
Opisthorchis viverrini is the source of this 897-nucleotide messenger RNA. RefSeq lists its product as hypothetical. The record is from RefSeq and is a predicted model, not a curated record. Lineage: Eukaryota; Metazoa; Platyhelminthes; Trematoda; Opisthorchiida; Opisthorchiidae. The coding region runs from base 1 to 897 and encodes 298 amino acids. The transcript has 3 exons.